CCCCCCCCUUCCUCUUCCUCCUCCUCGACCUCGCCCUCCUCCCCACCGCUAUUUCCCUCCCGAUAUAAACCCUAUCCCCCUCCGCCUCGCCCUCCUCUCGCUUGCCGUGACGCUCCCGCGCCGGCCCCACCGCCGGCGAGAAGCGCGCAGGAGCAGCUGCCGAAUGGCGGCCGCCGUGGCGUCGCAGCCGCGCCACCUCCCCCUCGGCGCCGGCGGCGAGCCGAGGUGCACCGCCAGCACACCAAAGGUUUAUACCCUGGAGAAAGUGUAUGGAUUCAGAUUCGUAUGCAGAAGCGUUGUUGAUCUAAGGAGUCAAAAGUUCCACCCUCGCGUUUCUAAGAGAAAGUGCUACCUGAGGAACUCACCAUCAGAAUGUGACAAGAUCAUACACAGUGCUAGAUGGUUGGAGUUUAGGAGACAGAAAGGAACCAUUCAGAGAACUAGAAGGAUAGUUCACAUUAUUCCUUUGGCUUCUGAUGAUGACGGCAACAGUGUAUCUGUUAAUGGAGUUCCACAAGUUGGUUCAACAAGCGACAUGGAGGAAGUAAGGUUGAAAUUGGAUAAAGCGCUGCAAACUGAAGAUAUUAGUUCUGGACUUGUCCAGUCAAUACAUGAUGCUGCCAGAUCUAUUGAAUUGGCUUUUCUAGAUCACAGCAACUCAUCAAAGAGCUCUUGGUUUCCACAGACGUGGCUUGGUGUUGAGAACAAUGCAUGGAUAAAAUCACUGUCUUACCAGGCUGCUGUGGACUCAUUGUUGCAAGCAGUUAUUGAUGUUUCAUCUCGGGGGAAUGGCAGAGAUAGAGAUAUUAACGUGUUUGUUCAAAGGAGUCUGUCCCGUCUGCUCAACCCUCUAGAAACUGCUAUCAAGAAUGAGUUGACUAAAAGGGAACCUACACUAUAUCAGUGGUAUUCUUCUGAUCAAAAUCCUUUGGUGGUCAGAACAUUUGUGAACAUUUUUGAAAAUGAUCCACGGUUUAACCCUGCAACAGCAAUAUGCAGUGAAGGCGAGCAAAUGAACACUAGUGAAAGUGACCUUUCUCUACUUAUGCUAAGUUUGAUCUGUCUUGCUGCUAUCACAAAGCUUGGAUCAGCAAAAGUUUCUUGUCAGCAGUUCUCCUCAAUGGUUACUGAUGUUAUUGGUCGGUUCAUGGAUAUGCUUCUUGAGUUUGUCCCUCUAAGUAAAGCGUAUAGCUUGACAAAAGAUAUUGGUCUUCAGAGAGAAUUCCUGUAUAAUUUUGGUCCUCGUGCCGGUGUUCCUAAAUUUACUAACGAUAAUGGAGUUGAGGUAUCAUUUUGGAUUGAUCUUGUUCAGAAACAGUUACUACGUGCUCUUGAUCGUGAAAAGAUAUGGUCAAGACUGACAACAAGUGAAAGUAUUGAGGUUCUGGAAAAGGAUCUUGCAAUAUUUGGAUUUUUCAUUGCUUUAGGCAGAAGCACACAAGGAUAUUUGUCAUCCAAAUGUUUUACUGAUUUGGAUGAUUCACUUGAUGGUAUUGUAAGGUAUCUUAUUGGCGGGAGUGUAUUGUAUUAUCCACAGUUGUCCUCUAUUAGUUCAUAUCAGUUGUAUGUGGAGGUAGUCUCUGAAGAGCUCGAGUGGCUUCCCUUUUACAGUGGUGAUGUGCCAACUGCAACAACUGAUACUGAAGGUAGAGAAGAAAUGCCUAAAGGGGAAGUAAUAUCAAGAGUGCUAAAUGUGUGCUCUUAUUGGAUGAGUAGUUUUAUCAAGUACAGCUCAUGGCUUGAGAACCCGUCAAAUGUGAAGGCAGCAAGAUUCCUGUCCAAGGGACAUGCCAUGUUGAGUGACUGCAUGAAGGAGCUUGACAUAGCAAAAAAUAAUAUGUCGAAAGGUCGAGGGUUGCCAGAACCUGAAGAGCACCCGGUUACCAAGACAGAGUUAGCUUCCUUUGACAAGUCACUUGAAAGUGUUGAAGAAGCUUUGGUUAAGUUAGAACAUUUGCUUCAAGAAUUGCACGCUUCCAGUUCCAACUCUGGUAAUGAGGAUCUAAAGGCUGCAUGCUCUGAUCUUGAAAUGAUCAGAAGACUGAAGAAAGAAGCUGAGUUUCUUGAGGCAUCCUUUCGAGCAAAAGCAGAAUUUCUGGAGGCUGAUGCUAGUAAUGGACCAUUAUCACCUGCUGCAGAGGCUAAUGAGACUUCAGCACCACUAAAAUCAGCAAGCAGGGUCGAUAGUAAGCGCCGUCCAUUUUGGGAUUUCUUUGGUAGGACUUCUGGAAAGAAAGUUGAGCUAGUACUUCAAGUUGCAGAUCAAGAUGGUGUUGUUACAAAUGGGGAGAAGAAAGACAAGGAGUCAAAUGACAUCCUCCGCUUUGAACAGUUAAGGCGUGAGCUGAUUGAGUUAGAAAAGAGGGUGCAGAAGAGCGCAGAUGAUGCUCAAAAGGAGGAGGUGUCGGAUGUCCCAAAUAAAACAACUUUGCCAUUGCCUGGUGCGCCAGUGCCUUCUGACCAGGCUAGCAAGAAGGAAAAUGUUAUAACCAAGUCAGUGGAGAAGGUCAAGGAGACUACGACGACUGUGUUGCAAGGGACACAACUCUUAGCAAUUGACACAGGAGCUGCUAUGGGUUUACUAAGAAGAGCUCUUAUUGGGGAUGAACUAACUCAAAAAGAAAAGCAGGCUCUUCAGAGAACCCUGACAGAUUUGGCAUCUGUUGUUCCUAUAGGAAUACUCAUGCUUCUGCCAGUUACCGCUGUUGGUCAUGCUGCUAUUUUGGCUUUCAUCCAGAGAUAUGUACCUUCAAUGAUCCCAUCCACAUAUGCCCCUGAGAGGCUGGAUCUCCUCAGGCAGCUUGAGAAGGUGAAGGAAAUGGAAGUUGCUGAAGGCAGCAGCGAAGAUCUAGUAGAGACAGUUAGUUCGAGAAGCGACCCAGUGAAAUAAGCUGACCAUGUACAGAUGGAAAUGAAUAUACUUCUGAUGGUCUUUCCUGCAAAGUGUAGUGUUUUGGAACAAGACAUGGGAAAGAUUUAUUUCAUUUAAAAGAUCCUUGAAGUGACAUGCGAAUGGAGAUCGAACUGCAAGGUUACAUGCAAUAAUCAAGCAUUGCAUCGUGAAGUUGAAGAUGUUUCCAGAAGUUGCACUUUGUAGAUUGUAUCCAUAUUUUUUGUAUACAUUGGCGCUCCGUGCCCAUUCAACAUAGAGGAUGAAUGUCCAAGUUCCUCUUGGAUAGUGUGUGUAGGGUAGAGGAUUGUAUAUCUAGCUGACAUACUGGUGAUCACCUGUUCAUGUACCCCUCCUUUCUCUCCCCACCAGCCCUUCGUUUCGUCCACCCUUUGCCGAGAACUAUACUCCUGUAAUCUCUCUUUUUCCACCUGGUUCUCCUGUAAAAAUGAUGCCAAGUUCAGUUGGCUGAGGUUAAAUGGCUAAAGGUUUCAAGCCGUCA
Molecule: messenger RNA, 3392 nt
Organism: Phragmites australis (common reed)
Lineage: Eukaryota; Viridiplantae; Streptophyta; Magnoliopsida; Poales; Poaceae
Exons: 19
Coding region: 164-2890 (908 amino acids)
Biological process (GO): intracellular monoatomic cation homeostasis
Cellular component (GO): mitochondrial inner membrane
Source: RefSeq, a predicted model, not a curated record